UUUAUUGUUUCUUCUGGAGCACCUUUUAGCAUUGUUGAUAAUUUAAAAUCUGUUGGAUUUGUUAGUCCGGAAAUUGAACUAUCUACUUCUAAUAUUAUAAAAGAUCAAAUAAAUAAAACAUAUCAUAAUUUAUUCUUUCAAUUAAAGUCAAGAGCUCAGCAGGAGAAAUCCACUACACUCUCAUUUUAUGAAAUAUAUUUAGAUAAGUUUGAUGAGUCAUAUAAAGUAAUCACUUGUAAUUGGCUAACUAAAGAUUUCGAACUUCAUAAAAUUCUACUGCUUGUAAAAAAUUAUGAUUAUUUUAAAGAUAUUAUUGAACCAUUAUUAAAGUGGGAAUUGACUAAUUUAAAAUAUUAUGAUGAUGAUUUUGCCGCCGCUAUUCAAAAUGGAGAUGGGUCAGAGUGGGAUAUACCUCCAACAUCACCAGUUGACGGUAAAGAUCCAUUUGCUUCAAUCGAAUGGAAAAACAUUUCAUCUUAUGAACUUAAUGCCUUUGAACAAAGAAUAAAUAAUAGCGGAUUUAAAUUUUAUGAUUUUGACGACAUGAAAACCAACACCGAUUCUGUCACAAAUUUAGACGAUAAGAUCAAUGAGACGACCUAUUGUUGGCCUGAUGAAAUGUUAGGUCCCUUGGCACCGAGUGAAGUUACUAUAUAUCAGCCUACUCCGUAUCAGAGUGAGGAUGAAGAUUAA
Molecule: messenger RNA, 693 nt
Organism: Dentiscutata heterogama
Lineage: Eukaryota; Fungi; Glomeromycota; Glomeromycetes; Diversisporales; Gigasporaceae
Source: the annotation of a GenBank genome assembly